GACUGCCAGAUUUUACCUUCUACCCAAGAUUCACAAGGCUGGCAACCCCGGUAGACCCAUCAUCUCCGGUAAUGGCUCACCCACGGAACGCAUCUCCCUGUUCAUUGACAGUUUUCUCAAACCCCUUGUCCCACAGAUUUCGUCAUACAUUCACGACACCCCAGACUUCCUACGCAAGCUUGAAGGAAUCAAGGACCAGAUUCCCAGCACAGCCAUCAUUGGGACUUUCGACGUCUCAUCUCUGUACACCAACAUCCCACAUGAGGAGGGUGUUCGUGCUUGCUCCUUGGCUCUGGCCAAGGCAGGACACACGACUCCUCCCAUCAGUGAUGUAGGCACCCUCAUGAGACUUAUACUAACGAAGAACAAUUUUUCCUUCCUUGGUGAACACUAUCUACAGGUACACGGCACUGCAAUGGGCACUCGCAUUGCCCCGUCGACGGCUUGCCUCUUCAUGGGUGACCUCGAAGAACGCAUUCUUGCCUCGGCCCCAUGUCGCCCUUGGAUCUGGUGGAGAUAUAUUGAUGAUGUUUUCUUCAUCUGGACCAGGGAUGAGGACAGUCUCUUGACCUUCACUAACCACAUCAAUUCCUUCCACAGAACCAUCAAAUUCACAUCGGAGUUCUCGGCUCACCAAACCCACUUUCUGGAUGUCACCGUCCGCAAGCAAGGCAACUCACUAACCACUGACCUGUAUUCCAAACCCACAGACACCCACCAGUACCUCCACUCCUCCAGCUGUCACCCCAGGCACUGCAAAACUGGCAUAGCGUUUAGCCGGGCACUCAGACUCAGAAGAAUUUGUUCUAAUGAUUCCGAUUUCUCCCGCCAUACACAGAUACUGAGGAACAACUUGGUGGCCAGGGGUCACAGCUCUCGCCAAGUUCAUCGUGCCAUUGCCAGAGCUAAAAUUAUCCCCAGAAAUCUAGCUCUCACGGGAAAGGCCCCUGAUGCCAUGGCCAAACCCAUGAUUCCCUUGGUUACCACGUUUCACCCCAAUCUCCCUUCCCUCCGCAAAAUCACUAAUGACAAUCAUCAUAUCCUCCAUACUUCAGAUCGCCUUGCCCGCGCCAUCCCCAACGGCCCCACAUUGGCUUACAGGCGUCCUCGAAAUCUACGGGACUUGAUUGUUCGAGCUGAAGUCCCAUCCUUAGAUGCAUCCCCUCCCACCCAGCAUGGGUCUGUGGAGUGCAGCAUGUAUGUAGGUGAGACUAAGAAUACGCUCAAGAAGCGUUUCUAUGCCCACCGGUCAACGGUCAACACCAAGAAACUAGACACCCCUGUUGGUCAUCACUUCAACCUGCCUAACCACUCCAUUUCUGAUAUGAUUUUGCAGGGCAUUGAAUCUCUUGGCCAUCGCAAGGACUCAGUUCGCCUCAGCAGAGAGAAG
Messenger RNA from Strongylocentrotus purpuratus (purple sea urchin), 1390 nucleotides. RefSeq lists its product as uncharacterized. NCBI's taxonomy places the organism in Eukaryota, Metazoa, Echinodermata, Echinoidea, Camarodonta, Strongylocentrotidae. The transcript has 2 exons. The annotation marks the transcript as partial. The record is from RefSeq and is a predicted model, not a curated record.